UCGGAAGUUCCAUCCUCAAUAAUCAUUCAUAUUCUGUUAUUUCAUCCUCGCUCGUUACGAUGGGAAGCAAAGGCGAGAACAAAACGAGGAAACCAAGGUUCCUAUGCCUUCAUGGGUUCCGAACAAGCGCAGAGAUACUCAAGAAACAGAUACACAAGUGGCCUCAAUCCGUGCUAGACAACCUCGAUCUUGUCUAUGUGGAUGCCUCUUUUCCUUGCCAAGGCAAAUCUGAGGUUGAAGGCCUCUUUGAUCCUCCUUACUACGAGUGGUUCCAGUUCAACAAGGAGUUUACAGAGUACACCAACUUUGAUGAGUGCUUGCAAUACAUUGAGGAUUGCAUGAUCAAGCAUGGACCUUUUGAUGGUCUUCUUGGUUUCUCACAGGGGGCAAUCUUAUCGGCUGCGUUGCCGGGUCUUCAGGAGAAGGGCGUGGCACUCACGAAGGUUCCAAAAGUGAAAUUCCUGAUAAUAAUAGGAGGGGCAAAGCUUAGGUCACCUUCGGUGGCUGACAAAGCAUAUUCUUCCCCCAUUGGCUGCGCCUCCCUCCACUUUCUGGGGGAGACUGAUUUUUUGAGGCAGUAUGGGAAUGAACUACUAGAAUCCUGUGUUGAACCCGUGGUGAUUCAACACCCCAAAGGACACACAAUACCAAGAUUAGAUGAUAAGAGCUUGGAGACCAUGAUGAAUUUCAUCGAAAGAAUUCAAAAAGAUAUCUGAAAAUAAGUAAUGAGUUUAGACGAAGACCCAAUUCUUCAAAAUGUUUUUUUUUUUUUUUUUUUAAACAAAUUUUCAUUUUAGCAUAAAUUAAUAGCUUUACUCCUUGUACUUUCAUCCGAUUCUGCCACUGUUUUAUUCU
Molecule: messenger RNA, 855 nt
Organism: Gastrolobium bilobum
Lineage: Eukaryota; Viridiplantae; Streptophyta; Magnoliopsida; Fabales; Fabaceae
Product: dihydrofolate reductase-like
Exons: 6
Coding region: 60-716 (218 amino acids)
Source: RefSeq, a predicted model, not a curated record